Zasmidium cellare ATCC 36951 is the source of this 225-nucleotide messenger RNA. RefSeq lists its product as uncharacterized. NCBI's taxonomy places the organism in Eukaryota, Fungi, Ascomycota, Dothideomycetes, Mycosphaerellales, Mycosphaerellaceae. The record is from RefSeq and is a predicted model, not a curated record. The annotation marks the transcript as partial. The transcript has a single exon.
UUUGGCUGUUCUUUCUGUCCAUACUCUUGUAAACGCAUUUACAACAUGAAACAACACGUUCAGCGACAUUACCCUAAUCCGAAGCAAGAAUGCAAACUUUGCGGCAGCAAGUUCCUUAGAACCCAAGAACUUAAGAGACACGUGAAUUCAAUACACAAUCCGCGUAGAUUCGCCUGCGAGCAGUGUGAGAAGCGUUUCAAUCGUCGUGAUAUUCUCAAUAGGUAA